This is a messenger RNA of Pseudophryne corroboree (corroboree frog), 1283 nucleotides long. It is a transcript of the gene FAM241B, whose product is annotated as family with sequence similarity 241 member B. Gene Ontology annotation, cellular component: intracellular membrane-bounded organelle. The record is from RefSeq and is a predicted model, not a curated record. Bases 253 to 600 code for a protein of 115 amino acids. The transcript has 3 exons. Lineage: Eukaryota; Metazoa; Chordata; Amphibia; Anura; Myobatrachidae.
UGACGCUAGAGUAAUACACAGUCAGACACUUGUCAGAGACGCCUGCAGAGGGCAGUGUUGCGCACGCCGGUGAGAGCUGUGUAGUGAAGGGAAGCCCGGCAUUAGCCCUGCCCUAUUUCCUGUAUUGUAGGCUGACUGAGAGUGAACUAUACACCAUCUACUGGGCGAGAGCACCAGGAAGUGCCCGGGACAAGGCAUUAAGCAGCAGACACUUAUUAUUGUUUGUUGAGGAUCAAACUUUCUCCAAAGAAAAUGGUGCGAAUUUUGGCAAAUGGUGAAAUUGUUCAAGAUGAUGAUCCACGUGUGAGGUCAAAUGCCAACCGCAGCAAUACUCGGCAGGGAUUGUUUAACACAGCAGGAAAUGCUGGAACAGGACCACAGCAGGUUCCACAAGAAGAGAGAAGGCAGGAGGGGCGCUCCCCUUUUACUGACAUUAACCAGCAAUUGGUGAACAUGGGUUUUCCACGCUGGAAUCUUGGAAGCCAAGUGGUAGAGCCAGUCAUGUCUAUUCUCUUCCUCUUCCUCAUUCUAAUGAUGGGGGUCCGUGGCUUGCUCCUAGUUGGUUUAAUAUAUUUUGUAUCACACCUCAGCCAGCGGUAAGCAUAGCACAGGCACAUAGAAACUGGAAGAUAAGAAAACAACUUUGUAUGGUUAUGAAUAGCAGUGUCAUAACUUUUUUAGUGGACCAAUUCAGGAUCUUCACAGAAGAGCCAACGUUCAGAACUUUAGUAGACUUCUAAUGGAUGUUGCGAACUGUGACCAACUAGUUUGCUGUAGGACCAAUGAUCAGUAAUCUGAAUAUCAGAGAAGGUGACUUCUAGGAAGCUUGAUUUUCAGUCAUGUAAUGAAAUGGAGCCAGAUAAUUAUACAUUCCUACUCUCCCUAUUUUACAUUUACUCUCCCAACAUUUGUAUACUGAAAUCAAAGUCUGCAACAAUUGCAUGCAUGUAUAACCAUAUCGUAUAAAAUGAUUUUCUACCUACAAUGAGCAUUUUCAUUGUUAGCAGUCAAGGUGUCUAAUGUUUGAGUCAUUAUAGAAAAAGAAGCCAAUCUUAAUUCUUACAUAAGUGAUGUAAUAUAAUGUAAAGUAAUACCCCAAAUUUAUUUAAAUAAAUUCCUAUUCUGUCCUACUAAUAAAAAUAAUAUAUAUAUAUAUAUAUAUAUAUAUAUAUAUGUAUAUAUGUAUAUAUAUAUAAUCUCCAACAGAAAAACUCUGGCACGCCUGACGCCUAGACAGUUUCCUUGCUCCUGUUUUGCCAAUACACUAUUUUGUGGUUACAAGA